AUGAAUGCGCCGAUAAUACCACAAGAGCCACCGUUUCAAGGUGGCGUCAAAGGCACCGUCACAGACAGAGAGGCAAGACUUCGUCGCCGCAAUAAACCCAGCGAAGCACGAGACGAGAAAGUGCCCCCGAGCGCAAAGUCAGGCGGUAUACCGGAGCCUUCACCGGAAUACCGACUGCGCGCCUCCUUCGCCCCGAUCCGGCUGCCCAAGCCGCGGCCGAUCCUCGUGGUGAUCGACCUCAACGGCACGAUGGUGUACCGGCCGAUGAAGCGCAACCCGACGCACAUCGUGGCGCGGCCGCACGCCAAGCGCUUCAUGCAGUACUGCAUCGACACCUUCUGGGUGGUCGUGUGGAGCAGCGCGCGCCUGCAGAACGUCGACAACAUGUGCCGCCAGCUGCUGUCGCCGCAGCAGCUCGCGCGCAUCGUCGCCGUCUGGGGCCGCGAGCACUUCGGCCUGGCGCCCGACGACUUCAGCCGCCGCGUGCAGUGCUACAAGCGCCUGACCAGCCUGUGGGCCGACCCCGUGGUCGCCGCCUCGCACCCGGACUUUCGGGGAGGCCAGCGUUGGAACCAGGGCAACACGGUCCUCAUUGACGACUCGGUCGAGAAGGCGCGCAGCGAGCCGCACAACCUCGUUGCGAUACCCGAGUUCCUGGGGGACGUGAAUGAGAGGCCGGAGAUUUUGCCGUUGGUCCACGACUAUCUCAACGAGCUGGCGCAUCAGUCGGAUCUCAGUACCUUUAUGCGGACCGCUCCGUUCCUUCUGGAAAGAGCAGUAUAG
Molecule: messenger RNA, 783 nt
Organism: Phaeoacremonium minimum UCRPA7
Lineage: Eukaryota; Fungi; Ascomycota; Sordariomycetes; Togniniales; Togniniaceae
Product: putative nif domain-containing protein
Exons: 1
Coding region: 1-783 (260 amino acids)
Molecular function (GO): phosphoprotein phosphatase activity
Source: RefSeq, a predicted model, not a curated record